Messenger RNA from Prunus armeniaca (apricot), 258 nucleotides. The record is from the annotation of a GenBank genome assembly. NCBI's taxonomy places the organism in Eukaryota, Viridiplantae, Streptophyta, Magnoliopsida, Rosales, Rosaceae.
AUGGCUCCAUUUCAUUGGGGCCAUGAUGAUACCAAUGCAACAACUUAUGUUGUUAAAGAAAAUAGAGAUUUCGAGAUGGAAGACUUUUCAUAUGAUCCUACCAAUGAUGCCUUAGCUAUGAAUCAUCCUACUAGCCUCUAUCACCCUGCCAAUGUUCAAAGGUUCCCACUGAAAAACGAAGCUGCAAUAAGCGAAGUAGAUCCGAGUAUGAAGGGAGUACUAGCUCAGUUGAGAGCAACAAUCAAGCCAAAUUUCUAG